This is a messenger RNA of Sphaeramia orbicularis (orbiculate cardinalfish), 8390 nucleotides long. RefSeq names its product membrane-associated guanylate kinase, WW and PDZ domain-containing protein 2-like. The record is from RefSeq and is a predicted model, not a curated record. The transcript is spliced from 30 exons. Gene Ontology annotation, biological process: signal transduction; receptor clustering. Gene Ontology annotation, cellular component: cytoplasm; cell-cell junction; dendrite. Gene Ontology annotation, molecular function: beta-1 adrenergic receptor binding; type II activin receptor binding; SMAD binding. Lineage: Eukaryota; Metazoa; Chordata; Actinopteri; Kurtiformes; Apogonidae. The coding region runs from base 116 to 6199 and encodes 2027 amino acids.
CCCCAAGCCUCCGGCCGAGCCCAGCACUCUGCUGCUAAAUGUAACAGACCAGCUGCUGCCGGGCGCCAGACCCAGCUCUGAGGGCAAGAGGAAGCGUAACAAGUCAGUCAGCAACAUGGAGAAAGCCAGCAUCGAGCCCCCUGAGGAGGAAGAGGAGGAGAGACCCAUUGUCAAUGGCAACGGUGUUGCUGUCACCCCAGAGUCAAGCGAACAUGAGGACAAGAGCACAGACGCUUCAGGAGACAUCGCCCCACAGAUCAACCCAGCAGAAGUCACAAGUGAGGUGUCAAAGGACGACGGACAGUCCCCAAAGACAGUGGUGCCCAAACCAGAGGAGAACGAUGAGCUAGGGCCUCUGCCAGACAACUGGGAGAUGGCGUACACUGAGAAAGGAGAGGUCUACUUUAUAGACCACAACACCAAGACGACAUCGUGGCUGGACCCGAGGCUAGCCAAGAAGGCAAAGCCGCCUGAGGAAUGCAAAGAAGAUGAGCUUCCGUACGGCUGGGAGAAAAUCGAUGACCCCAUUUAUGGCAGCUACUAUGUCGACCAUAUAAAUAGAAGAACCCAGUUUGAGAACCCAGUCCUGGAGGCCAAGAGGAGACUCCAGCAGCAGCAGCAGAUGCAAAGCCAGGGUCUGUCCUCACUGCCCCUUCCCACCAUCUACAGAGUGGAAGAUGCCAGCCCCUUUGCAACCCUCCCCAGAUCCUUCCUUGCUCAGGUCAGCCCUGCGCCUGAGCGCUGCCACAGUCUUGGCGACCUCUCCCGCUCGCCAACUACAGGUCGCAGGGCCGCUGCGUACAACACAUCCUCCUCCGCCAACGUCUCCCCACUCCGGCGUGUUCUGACUCGCCGGAUGAAUAUGUGCCCCCAUCAGCAGCAGCAGCAGCAGCAACCACUUCCCACCUCCGCCUGCACUGUGGUGCUAGAGCAGCCUGUCUGUAGCCCCUUCUCCCUGUGGCACUUUGUCAAGAAGCCACUGUUCACGCGGGAUCCGACUCAGCUGAAAGGCAGUUUCUUAUCCACAUCACUCCAAAAGAGCAACAUGGGCUUUGGCUUCACCAUAAUCGGAGGGGACGAACCUGAUGAAUUCCUGCAGGUUAAGAGCGUUAUCCCUGAUGGGCCUGCUGCAGCAGAUGGAAAGAUGGCCACAGGUGAUGUAAUUGUCUACAUCAAUGACGUGUGUGUCCUUGGUACCACCCACGCUGAUGUGGUCAAACUCUUCCAGUCGGUGCCCAUCGGUCAAAGCGUCACUCUGGUUUUGUGUCGUGGAUACCCUUUGCCAUACGAUCCAGAGGACGCUGCCAACACUAACAAUAACACCACCACCAUUAUCUCCCCACUGGGCAUCAUGGACCAGCGGCCGAUCAUGGUCAAUGGCAGGACGGGUUACGACAACUACCUGGACUAUAUCUCUCGCACGGCCCGCUUCGUCGCAGACCCCACUCAAGAGCAGGUCAACGCCCAGCAACAGCUGCUCACCCCUCAUCCGGGCGAUACCCAUUUAGACGGCUCACUUCCUCCCACCACUGGAACUACGCCCCCUGACAGCGUCUCCAUGGCGUCAUCAGGGGCGACCCAGGGCGAGCUGUUGUCUCUCACUAUGGUGAAGGGCAUGGACGGGUUUGGCUUCACAAUCGCGGACAGCGCCACAGGCCAACGAGUGAAGCAGGUCCUGGAGCCUCAGGGCUGCCCGGGCCUCUUCGAGGGGGAUCUGAUAGUGGAGAUAAACAAGCAGCCAGUGCAGGGAUUCACACACACACAGGUGGUGGAGCUGCUCAAAGAGUGCGCCGUGGGAGCCGAGACCAGCCUGGUGGUUCAGCGAGGGGGAACAGGUCACUAUUCACCCUGGAAGACCCCUAAGCAGGUGCUGGAGCAGUGGGAGUCCCAGCAGGUCCAGAGCAGCCCCGCUCAGACCAGCCUGUCUGCACCCGUUAUCCCCCACAGCGCCCCCUUCCCAACACACCAUCUUCACAGGGCCUCGGUCCCAGACUCAGCGUCCGAGGCCUUGGCCUUGGCUAAACCAGACCCUUAUGACCUUUACGAGAAGUCCAGAGCUAUCUAUGAGAAUAGGCAACCCAGCCAGCCAAGGACUGUUUAUCCAAUGGACUCUUCAGGAGCAGAGUACCAGGACAUCGAGGUCCACCUGCGCCGACAGAAGUCCGGGUUUGGUUUUCGGGUCCUGGGUGGGGACGAGGCGGGACAGCCUAUAUUAAUCGGGGCGAUCAUUGAGAAGAGUCCAGCAGACUUAGACGGCCGGUUGCGCCCCGGUGAUGAGCUGCUGUUCGUGGAUGGGAUCCCUGUAAUGGGGAAGCCACACAGAUACGUCAUCGACCUGAUGCACGGGGCAGCACGUAACGGCCAGGUCAAUCUGGUCAUCAGGAGGAGAGUCCAGCCAACAGAGCUUCCGUACGGCUGGGAGAAAAUCGAUGACCCCAUUUAUGGCAGCUACUAUGUCGACCAUAUAAAUAGAAGAACCCAGUUUGAGAACCCAGUCCUGGAGGCCAAGAGGAGACUCCAGCAGCAGCAGCAGAUGCAAAGCCAGGGUCUGUCCUCACUGCCCCUUCCCACCAUCUACAGAGUGGAAGAUGCCAGCCCCUUUGCAACCCUCCCCAGAUCCUUCCUUGCUCAGGUCAGCCCUGCGCCUGAGCGCUGCCACAGUCUUGGCGACCUCUCCCGCUCGCCAACUACAGGUCGCAGGGCCGCUGCGUACAACACAUCCUCCUCCGCCAACGUCUCCCCACUCCGGCGUGUUCUGACUCGCCGGAUGAAUAUGUGCCCCCAUCAGCAGCAGCAGCAGCAGCAACCACUUCCCACCUCCGCCUGCACUGUGGUGCUAGAGCAGCCUGUCUGUAGCCCCUUCUCCCUGUGGCACUUUGUCAAGAAGCCACUGUUCACGCGGGAUCCGACUCAGCUGAAAGGCAGUUUCUUAUCCACAUCACUCCAAAAGAGCAACAUGGGCUUUGGCUUCACCAUAAUCGGAGGGGACGAACCUGAUGAAUUCCUGCAGGUUAAGAGCGUUAUCCCUGAUGGGCCUGCUGCAGCAGAUGGAAAGAUGGCCACAGGUGAUGUAAUUGUCUACAUCAAUGACGUGUGUGUCCUUGGUACCACCCACGCUGAUGUGGUCAAACUCUUCCAGUCGGUGCCCAUCGGUCAAAGCGUCACUCUGGUUUUGUGUCGUGGAUACCCUUUGCCAUACGAUCCAGAGGACGCUGCCAACACUAACAAUAACACCACCACCAUUAUCUCCCCACUGGGCAUCAUGGACCAGCGGCCGAUCAUGGUCAAUGGCAGGACGGGUUACGACAACUACCUGGACUAUAUCUCUCGCACGGCCCGCUUCGUCGCAGACCCCACUCAAGAGCAGGUCAACGCCCAGCAACAGCUGCUCACCCCUCAUCCGGGCGAUACCCAUUUAGACGGCUCACUUCCUCCCACCACUGGAACUACGCCCCCUGACAGCGUCUCCAUGGCGUCAUCAGGGGCGACCCAGGGCGAGCUGUUGUCUCUCACUAUGGUGAAGGGCAUGGACGGGUUUGGCUUCACAAUCGCGGACAGCGCCACAGGCCAACGAGUGAAGCAGGUCCUGGAGCCUCAGGGCUGCCCGGGCCUCUUCGAGGGGGAUCUGAUAGUGGAGAUAAACAAGCAGCCAGUGCAGGGAUUCACACACACACAGGUGGUGGAGCUGCUCAAAGAGUGCGCCGUGGGAGCCGAGACCAGCCUGGUGGUUCAGCGAGGGGGAACAGGUCACUAUUCACCCUGGAAGACCCCUAAGCAGGUGCUGGAGCAGUGGGAGUCCCAGCAGGUCCAGAGCAGCCCCGCUCAGACCAGCCUGUCUGCACCCGUUAUCCCCCACAGCGCCCCCUUCCCAACACACCAUCUUCACAGGGCCUCGGUCCCAGACUCAGCGUCCGAGGCCUUGGCCUUGGCUAAACCAGACCCUUAUGACCUUUACGAGAAGUCCAGAGCUAUCUAUGAGAAUAGGCAACCCAGCCAGCCAAGGACUGUUUAUCCAAUGGACUCUUCAGGAGCAGAGUACCAGGACAUCGAGGUCCACCUGCGCCGACAGAAGUCCGGGUUUGGUUUUCGGGUCCUGGGUGGGGACGAGGCGGGACAGCCUAUAUUAAUCGGGGCGAUCAUUGAGAAGAGUCCAGCAGACUUAGACGGCCGGUUGCGCCCCGGUGAUGAGCUGCUGUUCGUGGAUGGGAUCCCUGUAAUGGGGAAGCCACACAGAUACGUCAUCGACCUGAUGCACGGGGCAGCACGUAACGGCCAGGUCAAUCUGGUCAUCAGGAGGAGAGUCCAGCCAACAGGUGAGCCGUGUCCAGAGAACGGUCGCAGCCCGGGCUCUGUGUCCACGCAGCACAGCUCCCCACGCAGUGAUUUCACGUACGCCAACAGCACCCAGGCACCCAACACCAGCAUGGGCAUCAGCGCCAUUUCAGAUGGGACAUCUACCCCAAACAUACAACCCAGUGACGUCGUCAUCAAUCGAAAAGAGAGCGAGGGCUUCGGGUUCGUCAUCAUCAGCUCCCUCAACCGGCCCGAGGCGGCCGCUGCCACCACUGUGCCCCAUAAAAUUGGCCGCAUCAUCGAGGGCAGUCCGGCAGACCGCUGCGGGAAGCUGAAGGUAGGAGACAGGAUACUGGCGGUUAACACUCAGUCCAUUGUCAACAUGCCGCACGCCGACAUCGUCAAGCUGAUCAAGGAUGCAGGCCUCAGCGUCACCCUGAGGAUCAUACCACAGGAAGAGAUCAGCAACCCCCCAUCAGCCCCCAGCUCGGAGAAGCAGAGCCCUAUGGCCCACCAGCACAGCCCCAAGACCCAGCCCAGCACCACCUCUGCCUCCCAGUCCAGCUCAGCCCCGACGGAGCCGGGCCAGUCCGUCAGCCAGCCCAACCCCAUGCCCCACCAGAGCCCCGCGACCCAGCUCCCGGCCCCUCCACCGCAGACCUACACCCACGAGAGCAGUUACAGGUCAGAGGUGAAGGCGAGGCAGGAUGUCAAACCAGACAUCCGACAGCCGCCGUUCACGGAUUAUCGGCAGCCCCCGGUGGACUACCGGCACCCUCCUGUGGCCGACUACAGGCAGCCGCCCACAUUGGAGUACAGACACCCGCCACUGCUCGACUACAGACAGUUAGCCACUGACGCCAGACAGUUCACCAUACCAGACUACAGAAUGCCACCAGUUCAACUUUCACAGGACUUUGACUUCUUCACAGUGGAGCUGGAAAAAAGCGUGAAAGGUUUCGGUUUUAGCAUCCGUGGUGGGAGGGAGUACAAGAUGGACCUGUUUGUGCUCCGACUGGCAGAGGACGGACCCGCCAUCCGCAACGGGAGAAUGAGGGUUGGAGACCAAAUCAUUGAGAUCAACGGAGAGACGACCCGUGACAUGACCCACGCCAGGGCCAUUGAGCUGAUCAAGUCUGGAGGGAGGCGGGUCCGUCUUCUCCUAAAACGGGGCACAGGGCAGGUCCCAGAGUACGACAAUGCCGCCCCAUGGGAUGCUCGCCCUUCAGCCUCCCCAAGCCUGUCGGAAGUAGCCCCUCCCAUCGACAGCCUCUCCAUGUCAUCGCCUUCAUCUCAUCUGGCCCCGGCCCCUGACCCGCCUCACCUGCCACCUCUGGAUGUCCCUCGAGACCCCGUGGCACGAGAGAACAGGACGGAGCGUUCCAAGAGCCCGCAGAAGGCCGAGCUGCUGAAUCCAGACCCGAUCGUUCAGGGGAGGAGGGCGGCGCCAACCGGUGGGAGCAGCAGAGCCAAGAAAGAGGGUGGCAGGUCCACCCACAAGGGGGAAGGGGGCAAGGAGGGGCAGAGUGGGGAGCUCAAACACUCCAAGAGCAGCAGAGGGAGAUCCAAGGAGAGAAACACUGGGGACAGCAGCUUUUCCAGCGGGAAACGAGAAUCCACCCAAUCUCCCAGCAGCUCCAGGCUCCCACACACUAAUGGGAACAGUAGGGAAGAUGUGGAGCAUUACAGCAGUGGGCAGCAGGUGGAGCCAGAGCAGAGCAAGCUGAGGCAGAGGGAACUGGACCGGGGCCUGGGAGAGAGCCGACCCAGCCUGCCCAACAAGAGCACCAGCAGUGGCAGCGCAGCAGGGAGGAAGGCCACGGUCUCUCCUGGGCCUUGGAAGAUCCCUGGGUCGGACAAGCUGCCCAGCACGCUGCGCACAGGCACGUCCACGCUGAGCAGAUAACCCCCCGGCUCUGUCACAGUGGCCAUCCGGACUCAACCAUCCCAUCUAGAUGAAACCACCCCCCCCCAUCACCUUCCUGUGCCCUUGCUCCCCCUUUAACCCCCUCUGAUCCCUCUUUCUCAUAGACCACAGGGAAAAACUCUGAGGGGGGACUGAGUGAUCUGGACCAUGUGUUUUUAGAACAACUUUUUAUUUAUGAUGCCGUACUCUAAAUUAUUUUGAAAAAUAUUUUACACCCACCACCUUAAAAACUGGAAAACCAUCCACUUUAAAUAAAAACAAAACAAACAACAAAAAAAAAAAAAAACAGAAGAGUAAGAGGACCGAGAAGAAUGUGUGAGUGUAGUGUGAUGGGGAGUCAUUUGCAGGAUACAGAACUUUGAAAAACUCUAUUUUGAGUUCCCCCAAAUUUCUGGAGCAGCAGAACUGGGAACAAACAUGCAAAUAUAAACAACUGAAAAGAAGCAGUUGCUAUUGAUUUUUUUAUAUCUACACAAUGGGAGUCUAUUUUAUGAAAUGGAAUGUUAAGAUGGUUUGCCUGGUUUUGACAAGCGCGAAUGAAUCAGAGUGACAGCAGAAAUGAAAUUUACUUAUCAACAGAACUUUGCCUUAACAGAGACUGUGUGGGCCUGAACCUGUCUUGAAAAAUCUAUCAGAAGAUUAUAGACAUAGAUAUAUUAUAAUGAAUAUGAAUAUGUGGGAUCAUUUUGUAAAUAAGAUCAUCUUUAAGUAAACAGAAACUUAAACUGAGACGAUGGAAUUUCUUGCCCAUGCGUAGAUGAGCAAAGCGGCGAGUUCUGGACCAGAUCUUUCUCUGCUUCCUCUGUGCUCCCAUUCAGCCCUGUGAUUGCAAGUUUGGCGUCUCUGCAGGCCUGCUGCGGUUGUGCUUGAAUCUCCUGUAGUUCAACCGGAGUGUUGUGUCCGUUCACAUGAUGAGCUCCCAUGAUUCUGAAGGGCAGAGUGCCUUAGACUGACAGAAGAGGUUGGAUUUUAGGUCAAAGGUUCAACUCCAAAACACGGUAGUGGACUCGAAACAGGCUGCUAUACAACAUCAGUUUUACAGAUACCAAUAAUAUACUGUAUUUUUUAGAGUGUAAUACAGUGAAAUAUAAUUCAUUUCAAGUAUAUGUAUAAAAUGACUCCAAUUACCAGAGGUAUUGAUGGUUCUUUUUUGUUGAAGUGUUUCAUUUUGGGUCAUGGUAGUUUUUAUAACAGAUUUCUUAAUGACAUCUGACACUAGUCAUUUUCAGACAGAAUGGCUUAUAUGUCAAGUGUCAGCACAGAGCAGAGCUUUGCACCCAAACUAAACCAAAUUAAUACAAAAUAUUGACUUGUCACAGUCAAAGAAUAAAUCUUACUUGUCAAAAUCUUGCUCAUCUAACAAUCUGUAACCCGCUUCAGUGCCCUCAUUUAAGAAUAAAACAUCUCUAUCAUUUCCAGAGCGCUAGAGAAAAGGGUGCGUAUGUCACAGACAUUGUCAGCUCAUGUCUUGAAUCUGCUUUAGGUCAGUGUCAUCUGUACUGUGUAAUGAAGAUCUCCACACCAGAACACCCUGUAGGUUUUCUGAAACCAUCUGUAUGCUCUUGUACAACAAGAUAGAUGGUUCCUUUCAGGGUGAUGAUUUGAGCAGUACAUCUUCAUUUAAAUGAACCAAUAUUAACAAAAAAAGAAGAAAAAAAUGAAAGAAUGACUUUAACAGACAAAUGUUUCCUCUGCUUCCACUUAUGAGGGAAGUGCAAACAGUGUUUAAAGAAUAAGAGCUAAGGGAAACACGUCAUUAUGUUUAACACUGUAAUCCAUAAUUACACAAGGAAUACGCAGAAUGACUUUAAAGCACAAUCUCACACAGAGGGUUUGGAAUAUGAAUUAUUGUGUCAGGAAAAAUCAUCAGCCAGGCACAAAUGGUUCAUCCCUUCAAUCACUUAAGGAUCGUGUCCAAGGGUAAUCUCAAAAAAGGAAAAAAAAAAAAAAAAAUCAAACCAAAACCUAAUAUUUUCCAGACAAAAGGAAGCAAAAGCUUCUCAUCGUCACUUGACUGGACUGCUCCUUUAUUUUGUGACUUCUGUGUGAAGCAGAAACUAAAAUAUGUCCAUAUGUUUUGCUCAGCCUUUGCACAACUCACUGCUUUCCACAUCUGAGCUGUAACUGUUGAGCCAAAUUGUCAGUAGUUUUCUACAGAAAACAAAAAGAG